GCAACUUCAGCAAUCUGUCCUGUGAGCUCCAGCAUGGAUGACAUUUACAAGGCUGCGGUAGAGCAGUUGACAGAAGAGCAGAAAAAUGAGUUUAAGGCUGCCUUUGACAUCUUUGUGCUGGGUGCUGAGGAUGGCUGUAUCAGCACCAAAGAGCUGGGCAAGGUGAUGAGGAUGCUGGGCCAGAACCCCACGCCAGAGGAGCUGCAGGAGAUGAUCGAUGAAGUGGAUGAGGAUGGCAGUGGCACAGUGGACUUUGAUGAGUUUCUGGUCAUGAUGGUACGGUGCAUGAAGGAUGACAGCAAAGGGAAAUCUGAGGAGGAGCUGUCGGACCUCUUCCGCAUGUUUGACAAGAAUGCUGAUGGCUACAUUGACCUGGAGGAGCUGAAGAUGAUGUUGCAGGCUACAGGUGAGACCAUCACAGAAGAUGACAUUGAGGAGCUCAUGAAGGAUGGCGACAAGAACAAUGAUGGCCGCAUUGACUAUGACGAGUUCCUGGAGUUCAUGAAGGGUGUGGAGUAAGCUGCUGACCUUUGCCCAAAGCUGCCAAUGCCCACCUUCCCGCUCCAGACAGACUCUGGGUUGGGGCAGGAGGGCCAGACUCUCUAGGCCCUGAGCCUGGCUGUGUCCUUGACCCCUGGCCCUCCUCACCCCCUCUUUACCCCUGUCCUGUAGAGUGCAAAUAAAGCCUUGUCCC
This is a messenger RNA of Dipodomys ordii (Ord's kangaroo rat), 694 nucleotides long. It is a transcript of the gene Tnnc1, whose product is annotated as troponin C type 1 (slow). The record is from RefSeq and is a predicted model, not a curated record. Gene Ontology annotation, molecular function: calcium ion binding. The transcript is spliced from 6 exons. The coding region runs from base 34 to 519 and encodes 161 amino acids. Gene Ontology annotation, cellular component: myosin II complex. NCBI's taxonomy places the organism in Eukaryota, Metazoa, Chordata, Mammalia, Rodentia, Heteromyidae.